This is a messenger RNA of Trypanosoma brucei brucei TREU927, 642 nucleotides long. Its product is annotated as universal minicircle sequence binding protein (UMSBP), putative. The transcript has a single exon. Gene Ontology annotation, molecular function: translation regulator activity; single-stranded RNA binding; mRNA binding. The coding region runs from base 1 to 642 and encodes 213 amino acids. The record is from RefSeq and is a predicted model, not a curated record. Gene Ontology annotation, biological process: positive regulation of cytoplasmic translation. Gene Ontology annotation, cellular component: cytoplasm. NCBI's taxonomy places the organism in Eukaryota, Euglenozoa, Kinetoplastea, Trypanosomatida, Trypanosomatidae.
AUGGCGGACGAAGCUUCCACUGCUAAAAGGCACCGCGCUGAGGGCGGAAAUAACUGCCACCGGUGCGGUCAGCCCGGCCACUUUGCGAGGGAAUGUCCGAACGUUCCCCCAGGGGCAAUGGGCGACCGUGCCUGCUACACCUGUGGCCAACCCGACCACUUAAGUCGUGAUUGCCCCAGCAACCGCGGACCUGCACCCAUGGGUGGUGGACGCGCCUGUUACAAUUGCGGUCAACCCGGUCAUUUCAGCCGCGAGUGUCCCAACAUGCGUGGUGGUCCGAUGGGUGGCGCUCCGAUGGGUGGUGGACGCGCCUGUUACAAUUGCGGUCAGCCCGGUCAUUUCAGCCGCGAGUGUCCCAACAUGCGUGGUGGCCCGAUGGGUGGCGCUCCGAUGGGUGGUGGACGCGCCUGUUACAAUUGCGGUCAGCCCGGUCAUUUCAGCCGCGAGUGCCCCAACAUGCGUGGCGGAAAUAUGGGUGGUGGCCGUGCGUGCUACCACUGUCAACAGGAGGGUCAUAUUGCCCGUGAGUGCCCGAAUGCCCCUGCUGACGCUGCUGCUGGCGGUGCUGCUGCUGGUGGUGGACGCGCAUGCUACAACUGUGGCCAACCCGGUCACCUCAGCCGUGCCUGCCCUGUGAAAUAA